AUGCCACCUAAACACGUCGCCAUCGUCACCUGCAGUACCCGUCGACCGCGUCUAAACCCCACGAUCACCCAGCACGUCUAUGACGUACUCUCUGCCGAUCCAACAAUCCCGACAAACCACAGCGCAACAGCCCCCGACACCGAUCCCCGACACAUAACACUAGAGAUCCUCGACCUAGCGGAACAGAACCUUCCACUCUAUGACGAAUCCGUCAUCCCCGCCAGUCUACCAGCCGCAGACCCAACGCCGCACUACAGCAAAGCACAUACGAGAGCAUGGUCCGCAGUCGUGCGGCAAUAUGAUGCUUUUAUUUUCGUCACACCACAGUACAACUGGAGUAUACCAGCGAGCCUGAAGAAUGCGCUAGACUACUUGUAUUUCGAGUGGAAGGGGAAGCCCGCUGGGAUUGUUUCGUAUGGGUCGAGGGGUGGCGGGAAAGCAGCGGAACAUUUGCGAGGGGUGUUGACUGGGCUGAGGAUGAAGGUUGUUGGCACGGCACCGGGGUUACCUGUGAAGUUUACGGGCUUGCCGGUUGGGGCAUUGUCGGAGGAAGAGGAGAAGGUUGAUUUGGAUGAGCGGGACGUUGCUGGGUGGACGGAGGCAGGGAUUGAUGGGAUGAUGCGGAAUCUGGGGAUGGAGUUGGUUUGUGAGUUGGAUAAAGAGUGA
Messenger RNA from Penicillium brevicompactum, 666 nucleotides. Its product is annotated as NADPH-dependent FMN reductase. NCBI's taxonomy places the organism in Eukaryota, Fungi, Ascomycota, Eurotiomycetes, Eurotiales, Aspergillaceae. The coding region runs from base 1 to 666 and encodes 221 amino acids. The record is from RefSeq and is a predicted model, not a curated record. Gene Ontology annotation, cellular component: cytosol. Gene Ontology annotation, molecular function: FMN binding; oxidoreductase activity. The transcript has a single exon.